Zingiber officinale is the source of this 795-nucleotide messenger RNA. Its product is annotated as ubiquitin-like protein ATG12. Gene Ontology annotation, biological process: nucleophagy; C-terminal protein lipidation; autophagosome assembly. Gene Ontology annotation, cellular component: Atg12-Atg5-Atg16 complex; cytoplasm; phagophore assembly site membrane. The record is from RefSeq and is a predicted model, not a curated record. The transcript is spliced from 5 exons. NCBI's taxonomy places the organism in Eukaryota, Viridiplantae, Streptophyta, Magnoliopsida, Zingiberales, Zingiberaceae. Bases 172 to 456 code for a protein of 94 amino acids.
AUCAAGGUGUGAGAGCGAGUCUAGGCGCAUCCCUUCGUGCUUCUCUCGCCGCCGAUCUCCACUCGCAUCGAUCCUUUACUUUGUUCGCUGCUCUUCCUUCCGCUGGUUACAGUGAUCUGAAGCCUGAAGUCCACCGAUCUUUUUAUCCCUCCGGUUUUCCGCUAUCGGUAGAUGGCGGCUGAUUCGCCCACGGCUGACCGGAAAGUGGUUGUUCACCUGAGGGCCACUGGCGACGCUCCUAUUCUUAAACAAGCCAAGUUCAAGAUUUCCGGAAGUGACAAAUUCUCAAAGGUCAUUGAAUUUUUGCGGCGCCAACUUCACCGUGACACUUUGUUUGUAUAUAUCAACAGUUCGUUCUCACCAAACCCAGAUGAAUUGGUGAUUGAUCUCUAUAAUAACUUUGGAUUCGACGGUAAACUAGUCGUUAACUACGCUUCUUCCAUGGCAUGGGGAUGACUGCUGAGCAAGAUCUACGGCCAUGUACAAGUUAAAGAAAGGCGCUUCUCCCUGUAAAUGCUGGUUAUUAUUAUUGCCUCAAAUGUAUCAUCAGAAGAUAACAAAUGAUGAUAUGUUUGCCGUUCUCUUAAAAAAAAAAAACCUUAGGAUCCCUGUGGCCUUUCUUCAUGUCAGAAUUACUUUCUUUUUACCCUUCAUUUUUGACUUUUGAUUUUUUCCCACAUGAGCCCAAAUUUAUAUCGUUUGGUAUGUAGAUAUUGUGGUUAUAAUUGGGCCAAGAAAAUUUCAUAAUUUGUUCAAAAGUAAGUAAAAUUAAGUUUGUCUGGACUUGGGUAUAAA